Molecule: messenger RNA, 459 nt
Organism: Penicillium verhagenii
Lineage: Eukaryota; Fungi; Ascomycota; Eurotiomycetes; Eurotiales; Aspergillaceae
Exons: 3
Coding region: 1-459 (152 amino acids)
Source: RefSeq, a predicted model, not a curated record
AUGGGCAAAAGCUUUCCUGGCCCAGAGACGGGCCUCUGGAGAAUCGUCCUCCGCCUCGUCGCUCUUUUCGCCGCCGUCUUUACAAUCAUUGUUUCGACUGCUGGCACAGCAUACCCCGUUGAGUCCUUUUGGUUCUACCUGCUUAUGGGCUUGUGCGGAUUGUGGUCCGUGAUCAAUCUUGUCUUCCUCUGCUGCAAGCGUGUCCCGCAUCCUGGCUGCAAUAUCGCCUUCGACUUGAUUGCCGCCAUAUUCGCGGCUUUCCUUGUCGCUGUCUCAGCUAUCGAUGCUACUAUCUUCGGGGGAGUACAGGGACGUGCGAUUGCUUGUACCGUGUUCUCCGUCAUUACUCUUGUCACCCAUUUCACUAUGUUUGUGCUUGCUUGCAUUGAUGUGCACCGUAGGCGGAGACUGCCCAAUCCCAAGGCUCCUUAUCGAGUCGUUUCACUCGAAGAAGUUUGA